Messenger RNA from Zingiber officinale, 753 nucleotides. Its product is annotated as bZIP transcription factor 27-like. Gene Ontology annotation, molecular function: DNA-binding transcription factor activity. Gene Ontology annotation, cellular component: nucleus. Bases 1 to 489 code for a protein of 162 amino acids. Lineage: Eukaryota; Viridiplantae; Streptophyta; Magnoliopsida; Zingiberales; Zingiberaceae. The transcript has 5 exons. Gene Ontology annotation, biological process: positive regulation of DNA-templated transcription. The record is from RefSeq and is a predicted model, not a curated record.
AUGGUGAAAUCUUCCCGCAAGAAGAAUCCGGCCAAGCGGGAGAGCAAGGAGUUAAACUCUAAGUUGGAAGAGGAAGGGGAGGAGGAAGAAGAAGAUGGAGGAGGUGUGGAAAGACAUGAGCUCGAGCAUAGCCCUCCAUCAAGACAUUCCACCAACCCCCUUGUUCUGCUCCUUCCAGCACAAUAUGACCCUUUCUCUGCCCUCUCCGGCGCCGGGUUCGAUUCCAGCAGGAAGCAAUUGCCGGAUCCGAGCGUGGACUCCCGGGAGAGAAGGAAGAAGAGGAUGAUCAAGAACCGGGAGUCUGCUGCUCGAUCUAGAGCUAGGAAACAGGCCUACACAAAUGAGCUUGAGAAAGAAGUCGAUCGCUUGCUGAACGAGAACCACAUGCUAAAGAGACAGUAUGAGCAGCUGCGUUUGGAAAUGGCUGCUCAUAAUCUGAUAACGCCUUGCAAACGCAAGCUGUAUAGAACUUUGACUGCUCCAUUUUGAGUGAGAGGAGUAAUCAAGGUUUGUUCACAAGUAUGAUGAUCUUUGCCUCGGCUUGCAAAUUAUUUUCCUUUUGGUGUACAAACACUACGAUUUUUUUUUUUGUCUUCAUUAGUAUAGUACGGUUAGAUUUCCUUGUAGAUUUGUAAACAAGUGUUAAUUACUUUGUGUAUUUGUUUUUUUUUCAUUAGUAUUGUACGGUUAGAUUUCUUGUUGAUUUGUAAACAAAUGUUAUUUCUUUGUGUAUUUGUGAUGUUUUCUGAGCUC